AUGGCUCCCAGUGACUGACUUUGGACACACUCUGUACUCACUGUGAGUGUGUGUGUGUGUGUGUGAGUCUGACUCUGGACGGUCAUGGCGCACUCGGUCAUCCCUCCGGAGUUACAGAACGGACACGGAGAUGAGGACGACCUCGAGCACGAGCGCGUCUACCUGCGGGACCGGCGGAGGGCCAAGUCGUUACCGGCGUACCCCGAGCAGGCCAGCCUGCUCAGCCACCUGUCGCAGCGCUGCAGGAAGCAGGUGAAGUUCGCCGACGCGCUGGGGUUGACCCUGACCAGCGUGCGGCACUUCAGCAUCGCCGAGGACCCGCAGGUUCCCUCCGAGGUGUUCGCCGCGCUGCGCUCCAAGCGCGAGCCCUCCUCCUCCUCCGCCGCCGGCGCGCCCGCCCGGGAGACGCGGCUCGCGCCGGAGCACACGGAGGCGCGCGCGAGGCGCCGCGGGGUCGCGCUGGAGACGGCCUCGCUGUCCGGGUGGGCCGUGCGCGGGGUCAUACGCGCGCACGUCGCGGAGAACGCCUGGACCGAGGUCGGGGUGCGGUACACCUUCAACCAGUGGGUGUCCUUCGCGGACGCGCCCGCGGUGCCCGUGUGCGGCAAGCGCGCGCACCCAGGCACCCAGAUGUUCUCGUUCACGGUGCACACGCCUCCUUUUCGCGAGCCGGACGCCGGCGUGCACUUCGCCGUGUACAUGAGGACUGACCGCGGCGACUUCUGGGACAAUAACGACGAGCAGAACUACCGUGUGCAGUGUGGCCGCGUGCUGUAAAAUACCCCAACAGGGCGAGACAUCACACCCGCAGCCAUGCACAUGGGGACACAUGGGGACAAUGCACAUGUAGGUUUGUGCACUUGUUGGACAGAACUGCUUCAUUCACUGCACAAAGACAUCAGGCUUCAUGCAUUAUUUAUAAUUCCCUACAGAAUAUAUUGAGAGACAUGGACCUUUCUGUGCAUCCUUGCAUCACUGACAGACCUGACCCUAAAGCUCCAAUAAGCUCUUUCCCAGAAGGUGAUUUUUAUAAUUUUUUUGGUUUACAAUGCAUCAUCACCAUGACGGUAACUCUAUAGCUACCCACCAGCCUGGGUGCGGUCAUGCAUUUGCCCUUUGAUGUCACAUGACACAUGCAUUGUCUGACCAAUUUUCCAGGGGUAGUAUUGGUAGUGGUGGGCUAGCGCCAAAUUAUCAAAACAGGUCCUUACACCACAUACAAAAAAUGUCAUAUCAUAAUGGUAAAUUGAAAUGAGCAUGAAGUGUUUGGCUUUCUAAAUUUAGCAAGCAAAGAACCACAUUCAGCGAUGUCCCUGUAUGAAACACUGAGCCGAACUGAGUUUGGAAUUGAAAGAGUUGAAAUUUUAAGUUGGGCAGGGGAAGCUCAAUGGUUAAGGUGAUGGGAAGAUCGCAGGUUUAAACCCCAGCACCACCAAGUUGUGACUGCUGGACCACUUGUAGCCCUUAGGAAUUUUUGUUUUGCUG
Clarias gariepinus (North African catfish) is the source of this 1485-nucleotide messenger RNA. It is a transcript of the gene ppp1r3g, whose product is annotated as protein phosphatase 1 regulatory subunit 3G. The record is from RefSeq and is a predicted model, not a curated record. Gene Ontology annotation, cellular component: protein phosphatase type 1 complex. The transcript has a single exon. Gene Ontology annotation, molecular function: protein phosphatase 1 binding; glycogen binding. The coding region runs from base 85 to 777 and encodes 230 amino acids. Gene Ontology annotation, biological process: regulation of glycogen biosynthetic process. Lineage: Eukaryota; Metazoa; Chordata; Actinopteri; Siluriformes; Clariidae.